AUGCCAACUCCGCUGUGCGAAAAAGGGGUGCUAUCGGCGGCCAAGGAGCAGAAUGAGCAAUACACCGAGAUGGAGUCUGGACUGAGAGGGGGUGUGCAGCUGCGAGGAACCAUCAGCCAUCGUUCCCGGCGAGAUGUGAUGGGCGUUUUGGAGCGGGUGGAGAAGGUGGACAUGGGAGACGGACUCGGAGAGCGGGAAGUUAUCGUCAUUGAUUGGACGCCCAAUGAUCCAGGCAACCCAUUCAAUUGGUCUGAACCGCGCAAAUACAUCAUCGUCUGGGUAGCGGUCCUCACCACAAUGCUCACGGCGAUGAACUGCACGUCGGUCGCCAUCCUCACCGCUGCUGGAGGACCCGAGCACUUUGGCGUCAAUCGAGAAUCCUUCGUCCUGACCUUGACUCUCUUGCUCUUGACCAUCAGCUUCACACCGCUGAUACUGGCGCCCCUUAGCGAGACGGUUGGUCGCAAUAUGAUCCUCCAAAUCACCUCGGUCAUCACUGCUCUCUUGUUCCUCCCACAAGCUCUAUCCAAAAAUUUCAGCCUCAUGCUAGCGGUCAGAUUCUUUCAAGGAAUGUCCAGUUCAGUCGGAAACUCGAUGGUACCAGGAACUAUUGCCGAUCUCUUCCAUGCCAAAGAUCGGGGCAGCGCCAUGAAUCUGUUCGCUUUGAUGAUCUUUGCUGGCCAAUCACUCGGUGGUGCUCUUUUUGGGUACAUUGCGAUGGACUGGGGAAUCGCGUGGGCGUAUGGCGUGAGUGCUUGUAUCCUCGGCGCAUUCUCUUGCGUUCUCAACCUGAUCGUCCUCAGGGAGACAAGAAGUGAUGUCCUGCUAUCUCGGCGGGCAAGGCGGUUGACCAAGGAAUCUGGCAAGUUGCAUCUUUGCGCCGCAGAUAUCUCAAGACAAAGCUUUUGGACGGUCAUGUCUAUAUCGCUUGUGCGACCGCUCCAGUACCUCGUUACAGAGCCGAUCGUCUCAGCCCUGUCUGCAUGGAUUGCUUUCGCCUGGGCUUGCGUCUUCCUCGGCGGCACCUCGAUACUGCUCGUCUUCCAGGAGUAUGGCUGGAAUUAUGGGCAGCUGGGCAUGAUUCAAAUUACGGUCCUCAUCGGAGGCAUCCUGGGCGCCAUCUCCAACCGACAUCAAGAGUACCUGUUCCGCCGCUCCGCACUUAAACCGGGCAAUAACGGCCGCUCUCCACCUGAAGCUCGCCUGUACUGGGCAGCUUACGGCGGUCUCAUGUUCCCGCUCGCCAUGUUCGUUUUCGCAUGGACAGGUCGACCUUGGAUCCCGUGGGCUGUUCCUGCUGUAUGUCUCAUCAUCGCCAACUGGGGGAUCUACAGCAUGUAUGUGGGAAUCUUCAAUUACAUUGCGGAUGCGUACGAGGUGUACUCUUCCUCUGCACAAGCAGCUCAAAGUUUCUGCCGAAAUAUGGCGAGCGCGACUUUCCCCUUGUUCGCACAUCAAAUGUACAAAGGCCUGGGAUACCCGCAGGCGACUACCCUGGUUGCCUCGGUCGCUCUUGCCCUCGCUGCCGCCCCGCUUCUGCUCCUGCGGUAUGGCAAAGUCUUGCGAGCGCGGAGUAGAGUAGCCAGUGCGUUGGAGGGGUCUGCCGAGAUCGCCGAGGAGACCGGGCAUUGA
Molecule: messenger RNA, 1632 nt
Organism: Dioszegia hungarica
Lineage: Eukaryota; Fungi; Basidiomycota; Tremellomycetes; Tremellales; Bulleribasidiaceae
Product: MSF transporter
Exons: 10
Coding region: 1-1632 (543 amino acids)
Biological process (GO): transmembrane transport
Molecular function (GO): transmembrane transporter activity
Source: RefSeq, a predicted model, not a curated record